AUGGCGUUCCGCUCCUCCUCCGCCGUGCGCUCGGGCCUCGCCAGCGUGCUCAAGAAGCGCCCCGACGACGUCGUCUUCACCACGGCGCUGCGCACGCCUGUGGCGCGCCUCGGCAAGGGCUUCAAGCACGCUUACCCCGAGGAGCUGCUCGCCUUUGUGCUGCAGCGCACGCGCGAGCGCCUCGAGAAGCGCGGCGUCGACAUCAACAUCAUCGAGGACAUCUGCACCGGCACUGUGCUUGCUGAGCUCGGCGGUGCCAAGAGCGGCCGUCUCGCGGCGCUGCACGCCGGCAUGCCCAUCAACUCGUCCUACUACACGACGAACCGCCAGUGCGCCUCGUCGCUGCAGAGCAUCACCAACAUCGCCAACUCGAUCCGCACGGGCGAGAUUGCGUGCGGCAUUGCGUCGGGCAUGGAGAGCAUGACGCGCGACUGGGGCACCAAGGCCAUCCCCGUGCGCCUCUCGCCCGCCAUGGCCAACUCGCACUCGCAGGAUGCGCGCGACUGCCUCAUGAGCAUGGGCAUGACGUCGGAGAACGUGGCGGAGCAGUACAACAUCGGGCGCGAGCGGCAAGACCGCUUCGCUGCGCAGAGCCAGGCGCGCGCGCUCGCGGCGCAGAAGGACGGCCGCCUGGCCAGCGAGAUUGAGCCGAUCACCGUGCGCUGGGUCGAGGAGGACGGCACGGAGACGACGCGCGAGGUGUCGCUCGACGAGGGUAUCCGCGCCUCGACGACGUACGAGUCGCUCGCCAAGCUCAAGCCCGUGUUCAAGGAGAACGGCGGCAGCACGGCGGGCAACUCGAGCCAGGUCUCCGACGGCGCCGUCGCCAUCACGCUGGCGCGCCGCGACGUUGCGGAGAAGGCCGGCAUGGAGAUCCUUGGCCGCUGGGUUGGCGCGGCGACGCGGGGUGUCAAGCCGGACGUCAUGGGCAUUGGCCCGGCCAUCGCCACGCCCAAGCUGCUUGAGCGCUUCGGCCUCAAGGCAUCCGAGAUCGACCUGUGGGAGAUCAACGAGGCCUUCGCCUCGCAGGCGCUCAUGACCAUCGACACGCUCGGCCUGGACGAGGCGCAGGUCAACGUCAAGGGCGGUGCCAUCGCCCUUGGCCACCCGCUCGGCGCGUCGGGCGGCCGUCUCAUCACCAGCCUGCUCGCCGAGCUGCGCCGCACCGGCAAGCAGACGGGUGUCGCGACGCUCUGCUGCGGCACCGGCUACGGCAAGGCCACGCUCGUCGUCGCCGAGUAGACACCAAAAGAGGGGCGCCGUGCGCGCGCGCAUCGCCAAGGGG
Molecule: messenger RNA, 1285 nt
Organism: Tilletiopsis washingtonensis
Lineage: Eukaryota; Fungi; Basidiomycota; Exobasidiomycetes; Entylomatales
Product: thiolase
Exons: 5
Coding region: 1-1242 (413 amino acids)
Biological process (GO): fatty acid beta-oxidation; phenylacetate catabolic process
Cellular component (GO): peroxisome
Molecular function (GO): acetyl-CoA C-acyltransferase activity
Source: RefSeq, a predicted model, not a curated record